Molecule: messenger RNA, 2190 nt
Organism: Photinus pyralis (common eastern firefly)
Lineage: Eukaryota; Metazoa; Arthropoda; Insecta; Coleoptera; Lampyridae
Product: tigger transposable element-derived protein 6-like
Exons: 2
Coding region: 65-2002 (645 amino acids)
Cellular component (GO): nucleus
Molecular function (GO): DNA binding
Source: RefSeq, a predicted model, not a curated record
CCCAGAACGAUCGCGUGUUGUUUGAACGUUUUCAAGGUUAUAGUGUGUUUUCUGCCCAUUCGAUAUGCCGUUUAAAUGGAAAUCUAAAGGUCGCACAAAGUAUUCUCCAGACGAUUUAAAAAGCGCAGUUAUUGAAGUAGUAAAUGAAAAUAAAGCACUGAGGACUACUGCCAAAAAGUACAAUGUUGACAAAAUGACACUGAGAAGAUAUGUCCUAAAAUACAAGACGGACAAAGAAACAUCUUUUACACCAAAUUUUGUCACUUCACAAAUUUUUUCAUGUCACGAAGAAUCGCUUUUAGUGGAAUAUUUGCUCACUUCUGCCAACCUCCACUAUGGUCUUACGCCUAAGCAAACAAGGAAGUUUGCGUAUGAAUUUGGUCAAGCAAAUAACAAAAAGCUACCAGAAAACUGGAAGAAAAACGAAUGUGCUUCCUACGAUUGGCUAAAAGGAUUCAUGUCACGUUAUCCCCAAUUAUCACUCAGAAGUCCCGAAGCCACUAGUUUGGGCAGAGCCACUGCGUUCAAUCGACAUAAUGUGCAAGAAUUUUACAAAAAUUUGAGCAAUUUAUUGGAACGGGAAACUUUUGGCCCAGAAUCCGUGUACAACUUAGAUGAAACUGGAGUGACUACUGCCCACAAACCUCAAAAGAUCAUUGCGCGUAAAGGCCAAAAACAAAUUUCAAAAAGUACUUCAGCAGAACGUGGUACUCUGGUAACAGUUUGUUGUGCUAUAAAUGCAGUAGGAAAUUCUGUGCCGCCAUUUUUUAUAUUUCCUCGUGUGAGAAUGCAGGAUUACAUGAUCCAAGGUGCUCCUUCAGGUUCCAUUGCUGUGACGCAUGAAAGUGGUUGGAUGACUGCUGAUAAUUUCGUAAAAUAUCUAGAUCACUUCAUAAAACACGCAAAAUGUUCCAAUGAAAACAAAUGCAUAUUAGUCCUUGACAAUCACGAAAGCCAUAUUUCACCCAAAGCCUUAGACAAAUGUAAGUUAAAUGGCAUUCAUUUACUAACUUUACCACCUCACACAAGCCACCGCUUACAACCUUUAGAUGUAUCGGUUUUUGGUCCGUUUAAAAGAUAUUAUAAUGAACAGGCAGAUGCAUGGAUGGUCAGCCAUCCAGGACAAACAAUUUCAUUAAAAAAUAUACCGGAAUUAGUUGGAUUAGCCUAUGUCAGGGCGUUCUCGCCAUCAAAUAUAACCAAGGGAUUUUCAACCACUGGAAUUUAUCCUUUUAACCCACAUUUAUUUGAAGAUCUCGAUUUCGCAAGAGCAGAAGUUACAAACAGACCAUAUGAGGAAUUAAGGGAAAAUUCUGAAAAAGAACUCGAUAGAGAUGACCCAAUAGCUCAACCUGGCACAUCCAUAUCUCAGCAAGAGACAACACCACCACCUGGCACCUCUUUAUGUCAACAGAAGUCAACUUCAAAUCCAAUAGAAACGUUUCUACAGGAUAGCACCACAAUCCAAAGCACCUCAUCUGUUUCAUUUAAAACUCCUGAAGAAGUUCGUCCUUAUCCCAAGGCACAACCACGAUUGAAAAAAGGAGGCAGAAAGCCUGGUCGGACAAGAAUCUUAACCGACACCCCAGAAAAAGAGGCCAUUGAGGCCGAGUAUAAGAUGAGGGAAGGAAAAAAACGUAUGAAAACUAAAGUUGAAAUGGCUAAACGAAAAAUAAGUAGUGAAACUGGAGAAAAUAAUCACUUUGAAAAACUCAAUGCUGAGAGUACGGAAUCCCAACCCAAAAGAAAAGUUUUGGAUAGAAAUGCAAAAACAGAAAAACGUGUGUUCGGUGACUCGGAUUCUGAGGACGAAAAGGAUCCAUUUUCUGAUGCAGAUGACGAUGACGAUGCCGCUUGCAUCUACUGCAAUUCACUAUUUUCAGCGUCUCGUUCUAGAGAAAAGUGGAUCCAAUGCCAGAAGUGUCUCAGAUGGUGCCAUUCAGCCUGUGCUGAUGUCAAGCAUAAUACAAAAAUGUUUUCUUGUGAAUUAUGUAUUAAUUAAAUAAUGUUCUGAUAAUAAUAGAUUGCAGUCCUUUUAGUGUUUUAUAUUUAAUUUCUUAUUGUAUCAAACCUCCCAUUCAAUGUAUCAAGCCUCCCUUGUAUAGGGAGGUUUGAGACACUUUGCAUCGAGAAUUUCAAAAUUGUAUAUUCAAAGUUAAAUAUUUAAUUUUCAGUAAUUUAAUGUUCCCA